UCGAUCUUACCUCUUUCAUUUUUGUUUAACUUCCGGGUUCGUCUGCAUUAAGAUUAAAAGGUUUUUUGAUUCAUUUUUGGAUUAUCACUGCCAAGUGCCAACCUGAUGGGUGGAAUUUUUUCAAAUGAGGAAGACGAACGGGCUAGAGUAAAGAAUAACAUCCGUGGAUUACAAAAUGAAAUGGAAGUGCACUCACGUGCCCACAAUUUGUGUGCAGAAUACUACGGAAACUGGAAGGCUAUUCUAUUCGUCCUACUUCUUAUCGUAGGCGGGUUAUUGGCAGGCUACAAAGCUCUCGGCUGGAAAACACCGCAACCAGAUAAUCCUAAAACAACGCUUGCUUUCAUAGGGGUGAUCGCCCUCGGUGUUGCCACAUUCGUUAUUCAACAAUGCUACAAUGCGGUGGAUGAUUCACAAAAGAAGCAUUACAAAGCAGAGAAAAAUUACCAGAGUAUUGCAGACAGAGCGAGGUCUGCUUGUGAUUCCAGCGAAUCGGCGAGUUCUCUAAGGAAUAGGUAUGAGGGACUGCUGAAGGACAAGGGAAAUUCCAGCGAGAUAACUUACGAACAGUGGGCUUAUGAAAAAGCAUCGAAGAAAUAAAAGGGAGAAUGCGAACAACUACACCGCAAUAACUCUUUAACUUUUUAUAAAAGCUAAAGGCAUUAAGGAAAAAUAGGAACUGUAGUGUGUACUCUAUAUCUUGUCUGUACUAUGAUGUUUUUCAAACCUCAGUUUGAUUGUUAAUAGCGGAAGUCUUUAAUAGAAAUUUCUGAGCGAAUUAACAACUGUAUUUCGAUAGAAACUUGAUUCGGUGAAUGCAGAUAGUAUCGUUGAAAUGUUUUAUCCUUCAAUUUCAAGUUGGUGAAGUUUCUACGAAACGUCAUCUAAUAGAAAAUAGCCAAACAUUACAAGUCUUUGAUAUCGAUUUAUAAGGAAAGAAAUGGAAAAUAUCCCUCAAAGGUAGAUAAAUAAAGAUGUUUAACUAGGAA
Molecule: messenger RNA, 989 nt
Organism: Pocillopora damicornis (cauliflower coral)
Lineage: Eukaryota; Metazoa; Cnidaria; Anthozoa; Scleractinia; Pocilloporidae
Source: RefSeq, a predicted model, not a curated record